This is a messenger RNA of Nomascus leucogenys (northern white-cheeked gibbon), 6931 nucleotides long. It is a transcript of the gene KBTBD11, whose product is annotated as kelch repeat and BTB domain containing 11. Gene Ontology annotation, molecular function: protein binding. The record is from RefSeq and is a predicted model, not a curated record. The coding region runs from base 1185 to 3056 and encodes 623 amino acids. Lineage: Eukaryota; Metazoa; Chordata; Mammalia; Primates; Hylobatidae. The transcript has 2 exons.
GCGCCCCGCGCGCGCCCCUCGCAGCCUGGAGCUGGAACGCUGGCUCCGCGCGGCCUGGAGAGGCGGAGAGGCCGGUCCGCCGCCCCCUCUGCCGCCCCUUCUGCCGCCCCUUCUGCCUCCCACGCCCCGCUGCGGGUCGGAGGAGCAACUAGCGCUCGCAGGUGCUCGGAGAGGCCGGGCCGCGGCUCCCACAGGUGCCGGGAAAAGGCCGCGCGCAUGCGCCGGAGCCCACCCUCCAGGCUGCGCGUCCCGGGCCUGGGGGCUGAAGAGGAGCGGCGGCGAGGAACAAGAGUAUGGUGAGAGAACGCGGAAACACCUGAUAUCCCAGCAAAGGAAGCUGCAGAGGAAGGGUCCUGCCCCGUGAGCGAGGACGGCCUCCAGGAGCACAGCGGCUUCUCCUAACAUCCCCCUCGCAGUGAAUUACGGAUGACCCCGUAUAUAAGGAGAUGUGGAUGCCGACACACGGGGAGAGCUCCUGAGACCAGCACACAGGACCAGUGUCCUCCCCGUGACCUUGCAGUUGUGUAGCCACAAGUGGGAGCCACAGAGAAGGAGAGCCCACAACAGGACUCUUUUCAAGACAUGGGGUUAAAUCAAGGCUCUGAAGUUGGCGCCACAACCGGUCUCAGCUUUCUGUGUCCUGGGGGCGCGGUGAUAUGACAGAAUGUUAACUGACUGGGUGAACAUGGACUCCUGAGGGCGAGGGCGCACCCGAUACCUGGUUAUCCGGUACUGCAGAGAGACACCUGGUCAGCCAGCGUUGCAAAGAGGGACAGCUAGUCACUCAGGCUGCAGAGAGAGACACCUGGUCACCCAGGCUGCAGAAACAACCGCAGUCAACUGCAGCUCCAGUCAGUGCUGGAUGUUGGCUGAUGCGGUCUUGCGCCAGCUGGAGAUCCAUUCACCAAGACUUUCUGGGCAGAUUUAAAGUGGCUGGGGUUCAGAAGUUCAGCAAGAGUUGGACACACCCCUCCUCGCUGGAGAGUAGAGGGGAAAGGCGAGGCGGGGGAGCAGCGUGAGAUUCCCCCUUCACACACACAACACAAAAGCGUGGACACACAGAAGUGAAAUCUGAUCGCGUGCCAGGAAAAGCUGUGAGGCUGGAAACCCCGGAGUAACGCUCGACCUUGGCCAGACCUGCAGGCUGCGGAACCGGGGGCGCGCGGGCGCAGCACAGCCCGGCCAUGGAGCAUGCGGUGGCCCCCUGCGUCCUCUACCCAGGGACUGAGCCCGGGGCUGCGGGGGAGGGCGAGAGCGAGGGCGCCGCGUCCCCGGCGCAGACACCCUGCAGUCUCGGCGCGUCCCUGUGCUUCAGCUCCGGGGAAGAGUCCCCGCCGCAGUCCCUCGCCUCAGCGGCGGAAAGCGCGGCCACCUCCCCGCCCUCCAGCGGUGGCCCGCGGGUGGUGGAGCGGCAGUGGGAGGCCGGCAGCGCGGGCGCCGCGUCUCCGGAGGAGCUCGCGUCCCCCGAGGAGCGCGCGUGCCCGCAAGAGCCAGCGGCGCCGUCUCCCGAACCGCGCGUUUGGCUUGAGGACCCCGCGUCCCCCGAGGAGCCCGGAGAGCCCGCGCCCGUGCCCCCGGGGUUCGGGGCGGUGUACGGGGAGCCGGACCUGGUGCUGGAGGUUUCGGGGCGCCGGCUGCGCGCGCACAAGGCGGUGCUGGCGGCGCGCAGCGACUACUUCCGCGCGCGCGCGUCGCGGGACGUGCUGCGGGUGCAGGGAGUGAGCCUGACGGCGCUGCGGCUGCUCCUGGCCGACGCCUACAGCGGGCGCAUGGCGGGCGUGCGGCCCGACAACGUGGCCGAGGUGGUGGCCGGCGCGCGCCGCCUGCAGCUGCCCGGCGCCGCGCAGCGCGCCACCGACGCCGUGGGGCCGCAGCUGAGCCUGGCCAACUGCUACGAGGUGCUGAGCGCGGCCAAGCGGCAGCGGCUGAACGAGCUGCGCGACGCCGCCUACUGCUUCAUGAGCGACCACUACCUGGAGGUGCUGCGCGAGCCCGCCGUGUUCGGCCGCCUGUCCGGCGCCGAGCGGGACCUGCUGUUGCGCCGCCGCCUGCGCGCCGGCCGCGCCCACCUCUUGGCCGCGGCGCUCGGGCCGGCGGGGGAGCGCGCGGGCAGCCGGCCUCAGAGCCCCUCGGGGGACGCGGACGCGCGCGGGGACGCGGCCGUCUACUACUUCCACGCGGCGGCUGGAGAGUGGCGCGAGCUGACUCGGCUGCCCGAGGGCGCGCCGGCGCGGGGCUGCGGCCUGUGCGUCCUCUACAACUACCUUUUCGUGGCGGGCGGCGUGGCGCCCGCGGGCCCCGACGGCCGCGCGCGCCCUUCCGACCAGGUCUUCUGCUACAACCCGGCCACAGACAGCUGGAGCGCCGUGAGGCCCCUGCGCCAGGCGCGCUCGCAGCUGCGGCUGCUGGCCCUGGACGGCCACCUCUACGCCGUGGGCGGCGAGUGCCUGCUCAGCGUGGAGCGCUACGACCCGCGCGCCGACCGCUGGGCCCCCGUGGCGCCCCUGCCCCGGGGCGCCUUCGCCGUGGCGCAUGAGGCCACCACCUGCCACGGCGAGAUCUACGUGUCCGGGGGCUCGCUCUUCUACCGCCUGCUCAAGUAUGACCCGCGGCGCGACGAGUGGCAGGAGUGCCCGUGCAGCAGCAGCCGCGAGCGCUCGGCCGACAUGGUGGCUCUCGACGGCUUCAUCUAUCGCUUUGACCUGAGCGGCAGCCGCGGCGAGGCGCAGGCGGCGGGGCUGAGCGGGGUCAGCGUGUCCCGAUACCACUGCCUGGCCAAGCAGUGGAGCCCGUGCGCCGCGCCCCUGCGGCCCUCCGGCGGCCCCACAGGCCUGCAGCCCUUCCGCUGCGCCGCCCUGGACGGCGCCAUCUACUGCGUGAGCCGCGCGGGCACCUGGCGCUUCCAGCCCGCCCGGGAGGGCGAGACCGGCGGCGACUCAGACCAGGGCGGCGGCUUCGAGGCGCUGGGCGCCCCCUUGGACGUUCGGGGCGUGCUCAUUCCGUUCGCUCUCAGCCUGCCCGAGAAGCCGCCCCGAGGGGAGCAGGGCGCCGCGUAGGCCGGCGGGGUCGGCGGGCGUCUCCCUCGGCAGGGGUCUGCGGGGCCCAGGUCCCUUUGGGCCCGCGGAGGAGCACGGGGGGGAGUUAGGGUCGCUGGCCACCCUGGUGGUUUGGACGCUUCGAAGGAGCCCGGAGGACGCUCUCAGAGCCGCUUCCGCUUUGCUUUCCUUUUGCUUCUCUUUGCUUCUGGGGGUCGAUGCCUUGAGACCCGGGAGGUGUGCGGAUGGGUCCCUUGACAAACAGGACACAGGACACAGAGAAGGCUGUGGGAUCCAAAGGGUCAGCCUCAGGGUACAGUGGGAGUUCCUGAGGCAGCCUGCAGCCGGCCCCGGGGUGUCCCGAACCCCGGAGAGCACCGAGGCUGUGCGCAGGAGCCUGGGACCCUCAAGUAGGUCGCCGCGAACUAUCAGGGGAAGCACGCAGAGAGGGUCACACUUUUUAUUUUUGGCUUGAGAUUUAAAAUUAUAACUGAUAAGUAAAGCUCUUUCUAAUUUAGUUAAAAAUUUCGUACCAUGUGCUCGCUUUGGUUGGCUCAACUCCAAAAAGAGUAAUAAGCAUUAAAGGUAAAAUCUUUGAUUACCAGUAAGGAUUCUUGUCCAAUAUGCAUUGGAAGUACUUCCUUCCCCACGCCAUUGCUACUCAAACUCACAUGCGUAGAGCAGCUCCGUCUCACUGUUGGACCGAGGGGGCUUUCAUAUUCUCAGUUUAAAGGAUGUUAAGUGAUGUGGCGAUGAUUUACCAUUAUUUAAAUUUUAAGUCUUUAGUGGCUAAAUGUUACCAAACAGCACAUCAUAAGUAGGAAAAACUUACCAGGGUGCUUGUCUCUCUAAAAAGCAAUCUUUGAUAGCCCGCUCUGUAUGCCCAGCCGCUUUCAUAUUCUGGAACGAGAUAAAAAUAUUAUUCCUAAAACACGGGGAAAAUCAUUUUGUUUUGACAGUUCUAUAGAAAAAAGUGUAGGCACAUUUUCAACCCACUGUUUAUGAUGUUUUCAAUAUGGAUCGUGUAGUUCUGAUGAGGGAGAUUAAUUUUUACAAUCAGUAUUCUACGAAAGUGUGGCCGAGUGACAGUGGGCAUAGAUUUAUAACAAGGAAGUGACAUGGUUAUCACCAUAGAUUAGCAAGUAAACUGCAUGUACUUAAUUGUAUUGAAUUGAAUUCCAAAAUACCCUAAUAGAAUUAACAUGAGGCUCACUGCAUUGACAGGGUAUGAGAAUUAAAAACAAAUCAGUUGGGUCGUUUCUCAUUUAACAUUUUACUUUUCAAGUGUGUAUACGGAGGACUUACUAUUACGAGUUUGAGGAUGAGAUCCAUGUUCACAAAUAGAGGUGAACAUUUGAACUCCGAAUCCAACCCAUUUUCUUACUGUAAGAGGAAAAGUUACUGGAACGUUACUAGUUGAAAUCAUGCCUACGUUAAUAUUAUUUGUUUGUUAAUCCGGUAAUGGGAACUGCCAUCUCUGUAGAAAUCAGUGGGUAAUUGAAAAAUAGGUUAUGCUUUUAAAGAGUCUGUGGUUAUGAGAGGUCUCAGUUAAGUGUGUUUAGAAGUGAUCAGCUUGAACCUUAUGCAUGACUCGGGGGCUGGAAUUUAUGAUCUGGGUUAGGGUAUGUUCUGGGGACGUGUCUGCUUGCCCAUGGUUACUCGUGAACUGAGGGGAUAGCUUGGCAACUUGGUUAAUCAUCUUGGGAAAGAAAAACAGACUUUCUAUCGCCUGACUUGAUUGGCCUUUUAUAGGAGUAUACUGGAGAAAUGGUUGUAGAAACAGUAUUUACAGCAAAAGGAAACAAAUAAUGUGCAUUUUAAGCAAUGUACCAUUCACGCUGUCCUGCCUUUUCCUCUAGAAUUUUAUUAAUGGUAAAAAUUUUUAUAUGAAGUGGAACCAGGACCAGGCUAUUAUUUUCAGUCCUUAAAUAUCAAACUCAUAUGCUAUUAUCACUGUGAUUUUACUUGUGAAAUCAUUCCUGUAAUGUUUAUUGUUUGAAAAUGAAAUACUGAAAUUAGGCUUCCAGAGUAACACUGUCCCCUGAAGAGGAUAUGAGAAGUGAUGGCUGUUGGGUGGGGGCGGUUGCACAGUCACAUGCGGUUCCUGUGGCUUUCCAGCGUUUCAUUUAGUGAAGGAAUGCCCACACUAGAUGCAGCACAGCUUCCUGUGGGGCCCGGCAGCAAAGCCCCAGGUACUCCCUGUCACUUCACAAUAAAAUGCACUAAGAAACAUAAAGAAUAGGAGGAAUUAAUACCAACCAUUAAAGGAUGUCCAGCCAACUUAUUGUGGAAAUAUGUAGAAUAGUAUACACCACAUUUCUAAAUAGUGAUAUCACAUAAAAAUACAUACGAGAGGACCUGCCACACCAUGAGCAGCGUUUUUGCUUUUUGGGGGCCAGUCCCUGGGGUGUGGAGCCCCUAGGGUUUGCAUCCAUGAAACAGAGAAAAGCCACACCCUGCAAGGUGUGGCUUUCAUUUCGGGACUGCUGCAGGGAGGGCAGAAGCAUUGUUGAGACUGCCUGGCAACGGCUGUUGCCCCAGGUAGGAUCUUUUCCAUUUCAAAGUGGUGUUCUAAGUCUGCCUUCAACACUGUGUAGGAAAAAGGUUGGUGCAAAAAUAUUCCUGGUCAUCCACCCAUUAAAAUAGUUAGAUGAGGCUAGUGCCUUGAUGACAGCUAUCCACACUCCUCAUGAAAUUAACCCAUAUGCCGGGGCAUUUCCAAAUGUCUGACUCAUGAAAUUAACCCAUACGCAGAGGCCUUUCCAAAUGUCUGAAAAGGCAGUGGUGUCUUUUGGGGAAAAUGUUAUGCGUGGAAGCCUGACCUUUUGCUUAGCUGACAGCAAUCCCUUCUGUAUUGCCAAUCAAGGUUCAUUUGGGAUGCAGAGGAAUGAGCUUGAGCCUUCCUGCUUUUCCUUCCCGUUUUAUUCUCCGUCUUGGGAACAGCCCUCCACUCCGCACUGCUUCCUGCAGCUUUGUAGAGCUGGAUUUGGAACUUCAGGAUUUGAUUUCUGAGUCUGGAGGCACCGACUUCUCCUGUAAGAAAAUGAAUGUUGUGGAAAUUCUUUGGCUACUUAACUAAAACUCGUGACUGUAUCAGUUUGGCUACAAAUAAGUAAAUCAUCUGCUCUGUUUCUGCUAAUUUCUGGUGUCACUUCAGUAAUUCUGGUAGCAACUGUUGAAUCUGUCAGUCUCUUAGGUAACUUCCUGUAAACGAUUUGGAAAUAGGGUGUUUUCAACAUUCCUUUGUCUUUCCCUGAAGUCAAGAUAAAUUCAAGACAUAAUCUCUUGUAAGAUCUAAAAAGAACAAAUGUAAACGAAAGUGCAUUUUUGUAUUCUUGUUAACAUUAGAUGCUUUCCUAGCUUACAAAAUUCUAUUUUUGGAUUAAAAAUCAAUCAACUUUCUGAUAUUUCCCCUUCUGCAAUGUUAUUGUUCAUAAGAAAACACGAGCUGAAAAUGGAAAUCUGCAAUUGUUUCAGUUGUCUUGAAUUUCUUUCAUUGGCCACAUCAUUUCCACGUUUUCUAUAUCCGGGAGGAAGCCUGGACUGUGCAGCCUUCAGGCACCCGGCACAGACACUGGGCUGGCAGGUGCUUCAGACACGCCAAGUGAAUGGAUUUGGAUUGAACGCAUGUGAAACAGGAGACGGGUUCUCAAGUGAGAUCAAAGCUCCUCCAAAGCCUGUUCAAGCUCUAAGCGAUUCUCAAAUGUUACCAUUUAUUAAAGGUAAACUACACCCGUUGAAGGCCAAGUUCAGUUCAGCUGUUGUGAUCUGUGUAGUUAAUGUAUUUAUUAAUGCUUGAGUUUUAAAAUCCUGGGCGUAAAUAGUGCAGAGCCUUGUAUGUCUGUCAGUUCAUGCCUAGAUGAAAUAAAUGACGCAGAAAGUGCCAGUGCUCCUGA